Molecule: messenger RNA, 1089 nt
Organism: Baudoinia panamericana UAMH 10762
Lineage: Eukaryota; Fungi; Ascomycota; Dothideomycetes; Mycosphaerellales; Teratosphaeriaceae
Exons: 2
Coding region: 1-1089 (362 amino acids)
Biological process (GO): protein quality control for misfolded or incompletely synthesized proteins; mitochondrial protein processing
Cellular component (GO): mitochondrial inner membrane
Molecular function (GO): metalloendopeptidase activity
Source: RefSeq, a predicted model, not a curated record
AUGAACCACUUCAUGUCCUUGCGCCACCUCUUCCACACGCCUAUGAUCGCUUUCGCAACGGUCGCAAGGUCUCCCACGGUAGUGGCACGAAGCGUUCGAACACCAUUCAGCCGCCAGAUUUACCAGAACGCGUUCCGCACAAGCUUCGAGCGCAGCAUAGCAGGCAGCCGACGAGGCUUCCAGAGCUCCGCCCGAACUCGUCGCCAAGCUUUCAACUACAACAGAUUCCAAGGAGCACAGAACAUAUUCUACCGCUGGGCAGCGAGGCCCACCUUCUACUAUGAAGUCGGCGGCGGCACUUUCGCGGUUGCCGGAAUCUACGUAUACAACCUCGAACCUGUACCGGUCUCCAACCGCUACCGCUUCCGAAUCAUACCAUACUCAUGGGAGGCGUGGAUGGGCCAGAGCAUGUAUCAGCAGACGAUGCAGCAGUUUGGACGACAGCUCAUGCCGAGCUCGUCACGAGAACAUCGGAUGGUGCAGAGGGUACUCGACAGACUCAUUCCUCACUCAGGACUGGCAGGGGAAGAGUGGGAGGUACAUGUCAUCAACGACCCCAUGAAGAACGCUUUUGUAAUACCCGGAGGCAAAGUGUUCGUGUUCCGUGGCAUAUUGGACGUUGCGCAAGGAGAGGAUGGUCUGGCAGCUGUACUGGGGCAUGAGAUAGCCCAUAACGUCGCCCAUCACGCAGCAGAACGCAUGUCCCAAGGCAUACCGCUUAUGGUACUUACCGGCGUACUUGCGGUUCUUGGCCUCGACUUAUACAUCGGCAACCAGAUCGUUGGCCUUGCCUUCUCCUUACCAGGCUCGAGAAAGCAGGAGGCGGAGGCAGACUAUAUCGGCUUGAUGAUGAUGGCGGAAAGCUGCUACGACCCUCAUGCUGCUAUGGGCUUGUGGGCACGUAUGGAGCAGGAGGAGAAAGGACGUGUCCCGCCACAGUUCAUGUCAACGCAUCCUUCGAGUCACAACAGGCUGGAGAAGAUCCGGGAGUGGCUUCCGAAGGCAGAAGAGAAGCAGGAGAGUAAUUGCGGGUAUUUGACAGGCUAUGCGAGUGACUUCCGCAGCCAGAUCGCUUCUCAACGCUGGUAA